GGUGUGAAUCGCAACGAGCAAUCUAUAUCUGACAUGAUUGACAUCAUUGAGAAAAAUAAAUCAAAUAUAAGGUUAUGUUAAAGUAUUCAACAAGUUUGUGAGUUUUUAGCUAAUCUUUUGCUUAUAAUCCAAAAAAGAAUAGAAGUUACAGGUUUCACAAAAUGGACAAAUUUGUUAAAAAGAACAUUAAGUUUAACAAAAAGUUAUUGAAUAAAUUGAAAAAGACUGAACAAUCGGGAGUUGCUAUUCGCAAUGUAAUACAACAUUUGGCCAUACAUCCUUGCCAAUUAAAGAAUUUUAAUGACUCUGUUAAAGAUUUAUUAAAUGAAAAAUUGUCCAAAUAUAGUAACAUGUGCAAUGGAAUAUUAUUAGGCUAUCAAAAUAUGAAACUACUUCAAGACGGCGGUGCUAUUCAUAAUGACUCCUGCUACAUUCAUUUCGAUAUCCAAGUAGACUUUUUUGUGUUUAAACCAGAAAUUGGUAAAAUAAUGCAAGGCAUAGUUAAUCGAAAAAGUAAAGACCACCUUGGUGUACUAGUUUAUGAGGCUUUUAACGUUUCCAUUCCAACUUACAAUGAAGAUGACGACAGUACUGUGGGAACUGGUGUUAAUAUUGGUGAUGAAGUCACUUUUCAAAUACUGUUGAUUGAUAUGUCAUCGUUUUUACCAUAUAUUAGAGGAAAAUUAAUAUGCGAUCCUCCAAACUUGAAGUCUGAAGAAAAUUCAAAUGAUGAAGUUCAAGAAAUGAUCCCAAAUGAAAAACCUAAGACCAAAAAGAAGAAAAAGAAAAAAGAUAAAGAUAUUGAAUAGGUGUAGAUAAUUAACAUUUUUGGAUUAAAAUACCUAAUAGGUCUGUUCCAACAACAAUCAGAAAUCAGUCAUUGAUACCAGGAUUCUAUGCAGUAGAUUAUUAGGGCCCCAAAUUUUGAACUGCACAGACUCCUGGGGCCAAUGACUGGUUUCGUAUUCUUGUUUUUUUAAUAUUUUAAAUACAAUUAUUAAUUCUGAUAAUCGUUCCGUUCCAUGGGUAACCAGCAGUAUUGUCAGAAUAUAUUUUUAUUAUGUACCACGUUUUUAAAUUGUGAUGUGGUUUGGUUCAUUGAGGAGCAAACAAACACCUUUAUAGCGAACGAAAACAAAACAAAGGAGGAAGAUCCCAAGCCAAGAAUAUUUUAUCCACAAAGCAUCAAAUGGUAACAUGCUGAACAAUGCUUGGAAUGUACUAGAGAACCAGAUUCUUAGAGAAUGUACUAGAUCUAGUACAAUUGUACUAGACUGGUAACCAUGGUCAAAAGUGAUAGCUGACAAAUUAAAGAUGUCUAUAUGUAUUAGGAUGUACCAAUACUUUAUAUUUUGAUAUUCGAUGUCAGAGUCAUAAUAUCAUAUCAAAAGUCUGACUACAUAUGCAAGACUUUUUACACUAGUGCAAUGUUGGUCAUGAAAAAAACUUCAGAGUCAAGGAAAAAUGAGAUAUGCUCUUCUCUAUAGUCUAUGAAACGAUAUCAAUUUGAAAAUUUUAGGAAAAUCAAGCUCUAUAAGUGGAAGAAGCCUUAUUGAUUUUGAAAAAAACCUCAAUAAAAAUGGGUGGUUAAGGGAGGUUGACACAUUAAAAAAAUUUCUAACUUAAAAAUGAAAAAUGAUAUCGACUUGAAAUUUUUAGCAAAAAUUUAGCUCUAUAAGGAGACAAAGUUUACUCAUUUUGAAUAAAAAAAAUUCAUAAAAAAUGGGCUUUUUUGAAAUUAAAAAAAAUAAAUCAGAAAAACAAAAAGUGAUAUCAACAUGACAUUUUUAGUACAAAUUAAAGCUGUAUAAGAAGAUGAAGCAUAUUGAUUCUGAAUAAAAU
This is a messenger RNA of Psylliodes chrysocephalus, 1842 nucleotides long. The record is from the annotation of a GenBank genome assembly. NCBI's taxonomy places the organism in Eukaryota, Metazoa, Arthropoda, Insecta, Coleoptera, Chrysomelidae.